AUGCGACUCGUCGCAUUCACCUCUUGCCUUUGUUUCGUGGCGGUUGGAAUUGAGGCGCAGGCUCAGGUAUAUCCUUCCUGAACUAAUAAGAUUUCUUCUGUUACUUUACAUUAUUUUUUGGGGAGAAAAAAGCUCAUUUAGAUUUUCCGACCGACGCAGCAGCAAGUAAGUGCCUCGCGGUACCCUCUGCCUCGGCGGCGACUUCUGCGAAGCGCCCAUGCCGAAGGAGCGAAGCAGUUUCGCGACGCGAAGCCUGUGUCCCUGGAUCGUCGCGACGGCGCCGAGCCGCGGCUUCUCCGUGCUACGGGCCGUUUCCACAGGCGUGUUCAAUCGGCAACAACUCACGAAAUCGCGAGUGUGGCUCUUCCUCAAGGUAUACCUAAUGAUAAAGCUCCAGACUUAGUGAUAACUGCGAGAUUCUGCUACAAGAUUCCUUUUUCUUCAGAACCUCAUAUGUUUUAUUUUAUCAGAUAGAUACAAUUGUUUGUCAGCAAAGUCGCCCAGAAUUUUUUGACCUACCUAGAAUUUUAGACUGGCUGCAGAUAGUUUCGUACAGCUACGACCCUCGAAACCACCAUGAGAAAAAGCUGGACGAAGACAAAAUUUUGAGCUCGGAUGUAGUGGAGGUAUGCAGAAAAAUUAAUUUUUUAUAACCUCUCAUAUUUGAGUAUGCCAAGGACUUUGAAAGAACCACCGUGGCUGUCAAAGUUAUGGACGAAAUUUCGACAACACCGCUUCCUAGUUCUACGGAGUCUUUCAACUCGAUAAACUCGCUUGAAGUGCCUGGCCGUCCCCAGUUCUUCCAGCAGGUGGGACUGGAAACGUUUCAUCGAAACUCUGUCCUUCAGCUUGUUUCCACUUCAACCAUGACUUUUUUUAGAGCUUUCAAGAAGAGAAUGAGAGCGCAGAACUGAAGCAACCACCUUCAAUCUUCACUCAGGUACAGUUCAAUUAAAAAUCCUUCUCUAAAAAAUUAUUCAGGGCAGUAUUCUCGUGAGGCCAGCCGUCGAAAAAAGCGAGACUUCGGCUGAAAAGCAACAUCUUUUCACGCCUCCGUCGCCUCCCAGCUCACCUCCGACCAUGUCUUUGCUGCCGAAUCCGCUCCUCGGACCUCCUCUUGGCCUUCAGCCAAACCCCAUCUUUGCUCCGAAUGGUCACAAUACCCUCGGAGCGGCCAACUUCCAGCCGACCAAUCCUCUGGCUCCUCCCGUCAUCAAUCCAGCUCAAGGCAACGUUCAAAGUACUAUUCUACAGCCGGCGAUCCCUCAGGUUCUUUUCUAUUAAAUAUUGUUACUCAUUUCGUGAAAUAUUCUGAUUUCUCUGUGCCAAAAAGAUUACCGAAAGUCCUAAAUUUCAUAGAGAUAAGAACAGGGAGUCCCAAACUACUUCAAAAAUUAAUUCUGGAAGUUUUCUAGAGAUGAGAAUUGACAGAGUCAAGCUUUCAAGAGAUGAUUUCUAGAAAUGAAAAUUAGCAGUCCUAAAUUUUGUAAGAUGAAAACUGGAUGUUCUGAUUUCUAUAGAGAGAAUUGCCAGUCCCAUAGUUUCUGCAGAUUUUAUGCAGAUUUUUGAACUUUAUUAAUAUGAGAAUCGGCAUACAUAUGUAAAUAUAUUUUAUGGUGAUAAGAAUUUGCAGUCCUAAAUUUUUUGAAUCUAAAUUUCACCUCAUUUUUUUAAUAUUGUAAACUUUUUAGAGAAAUUUUCUAGAAACUAGCAGAUUUGAAAUAUUCCUUGUUACAUUUUUAAAAGAUUUUAGUAUUUUUUACUAUAUUACUUGUAAUUUUUUUCCAUUUUUUCUAACUUAUUUUUUCGAAUUCCAGACUCAACCACAGCCAGUGUAUCCCAACAGCCCAACUGGUCAAAUCCAAGUUUACCCUGGACAGGUUUCAUUUUAUUUCAUUUCUCUAUGAAAUUCACUCUUCAAAGUUUUCAGGCUAGUUCAUCUGAACAAAAUGUACACCGAAAUUUGCACGGACCUCGUCAGCCCAGUGGCACACUGUCAGGAGUAGGUUUUUUGAUAAACUUAUUUUUUUUCCUUCUUCGAGAUUGGGAUGAGAAAUCGAUUGAAAAUGAAUUUUGAGAAAACUGAAAGAAAUAAAGUGCUUCUAGAUCGCAAACUCGACCUACGAACAACUCGGUUGCGGAUUUGACUGGCUGACGAACCAGUGCAAAGACGUCUUCAACCUUGGAUGGUAAUUAUCUUAUGUUCAAGGCGAAGUUCCAUUCUUCGCGAUUUAAAACAAUCUAGCCUAUCUAUGACCUUUUUCUCCCUCGAAAGCGAGAAAGAAAGACAGAACAGAAUGCUCUUUCUGAGAAACUCAGUUAAAUGUUCAGGUGCGGAAAGUGCCACGAUUUCGGGAAUGUCUUCUUGCACGACUGCAAAUGUGUGGCUCCUCUGACGUCACUCUCCCCUUCGCCGCCACCCAGACAUCCCAACUUUUUCUGGUUCCUCUAG
This is a messenger RNA of Caenorhabditis auriculariae, 2452 nucleotides long. The record is from the annotation of a GenBank genome assembly. Lineage: Eukaryota; Metazoa; Nematoda; Chromadorea; Rhabditida; Rhabditidae.